ACGCCCAAAAAAGUGCAGCUCACCUGGGCAGAGAGUGUACCGGACUGGACGGGUUUCCCCUCAGGAGUCAGCAGUCGGGGGCGCCGAUGGCUUCCUGUCGUCGCUGUGCAGCGUUUUCUCGUCUGGUGCAGAAAAAGAGAGCAGCUGCUUCUCACAUCCCAGCCUUUGCUCUGUCAUCCUCCCCCUCUCCCUCCUCCCUCCCUCCCUCAGGAAGGGGAGCACCACACCCUGUCAGCCAAUCAGAGCUCGACUCCACCUUCUCCAUCACAUCAUCUCAGUUUCCAAGGUAACAGGGCACCCCGCUCCCUCCCUCCCUCCCUCUCCCUCUGUUUCCAUACUGAAAGGUGCCGCAUCAUCAUCAUCUUCCCUCCCAUCCGUCCAUCCCACCGUCCCACACUGAGAGCUGGUGGCUAGUUUUACUUUAGCCUCCUCUCUGUUAGCACCAUCUCUCUCUCCCUCUCUCUCUCUCUGCAGUGGGAUUGCCACAACAUCAAAGGCACCUCCCUCUCUCCCUCUCUCCCUCUCUCCCUCUCUCCCUCUCUCCGCAUCCUCCGACAUCCAGCAGAAACGAGGAGGGAAAGAAGAGAACGACAUGGACUAAAGGAGAAGAAGAAGAAGAGAGAUGUGUUUACUCCAAUGAAACUCGUCCACCCACGUUAGGAAUCCUGUACCUCUCUCUUCCUCUCUCACACCAUGAGCAUCGUGGCUCUCUCACCCUUGGCCCCCGAGCCACCGUCCCCCAUGAUCACCUCCAUCACACCCGUCACCCCGACCCUGGACCCCGACAGCUCCACCUCCCCCACCGCCGUCACCACCAACCCCCUCAGCCUGGAUCCUGACCCUCAGUCCCAGGAUGGAGCCUCCUCGCCGGGACCCGGACCCAGCCGAGGCAUCCUCACUGGGGGAGGACCUCAUCUGGGUCGAGACCCCUCCAGGAGGUCAAAGAAACCUCCGCCCCUCCACACUGGAGCCGACUGGAAGGUCGUCCUCCACCUACCAGAGAUCGAGACGUGGCUGAGAGCGACCAGCGACAGAGUCACACAGCUCACACACUCUGUGGGACAAGACAGUGACAACAGACACGUGGACGUCCACCUGGUGCAGCUUAAGGACAUCUGUGAGGACAUCUCAGACCAUGUGGAGCAGAUUCAUGCCCUGUUGGAGACAGAGUUCUCCCUGAAACUGCUGUCCUACUCCGUCAACAUCAUCGUCGACAUCAGGACGGUGCAGCUGCUGUGGCACCAGCUGAGAGUGUCAGUCCUUGUCCUGAAGGAGCGUCUGCUGCAGGGUCUGCAGGACUCCAACGGAAACUACACCCGCCAGACGGACAUCCUGCAGGCCUUCAGCCAGGACCAGCACCAGACUCGUCUGGACGCUCUGACAGAGGUGGACGACUGCGGUCAGCUGACCAUUCGCUGCAGCCAGGACUACUUCUCUUUAGACUGUGGUAUCACUGCCUUCGAGUUGAGUGACUACAGCCCGAGUGACGAGCCUGAGUCCCGGGGAACUGAGCCAAGCAACCAGGACCCCUCCCAGGAGCAGGAGCAGGAGCAGGAGCAGGAGCAGGAGCUUGAUCCGGCCCAAGACCAAAACCCAGAUCUGGGGUCAGUGAAGAGUGAGGGACCCUGCCUCUCAAACCAAGAACUCUGUAACAUUUCACCUGAACUCACCACACCCGGUGACUUAACAAACCACAACCAUUCUCCUUCAAUGUUACCCACAAUGCAAUGUGGCAUGCCCAACCACAGUGAGAGUGUAAAGCGCCCACUGCAGGGUGUGAGCCACAGCAUGGAGGUGUCCCCCACGCAGCCGUCGCUCCCCAAGAGAGCUGCCCUGUUCUCAGACGGAGGAACCGGGGUGGAGGACUCAAGGGGAGGUCUGGGGAAGGUUAACCCGCUGUCUGGGCUCCAAUUCCAGGCCGAGCUGAGCCGAAGCACCCCCUCCCUCAUGGAUCCUCCAGAUCGCUCCAAGUUCUGGUUGGAGCUGGACUCGGUUUAUCCAGAAAAUGUCUCACAGUCCUACGAGAGCCUGCAGGUCAUGAACGGGAGAAACCUGCAGAGAAACCAUGUGAGCUCCAGACACGGUGGGCGCUCAGAGGGAUGCGCUCAAAGACCUCUGACCGACCAGAGGGGCUCAUCUGCGGAUCCGGCGUCUCAGGAUGAAAUAUCAAAACAAAUGGAGAGGACGCAGACGGAGACACAUGCACACAGUGAGGGGGACUCUGACUCCUCGUUGCCCUCCCCCAUGAGGGAGCAGUUCCUCUCCUCAGACCUGGAGGCUUCUGGAGAGGAGUCAGACCCCCGACCACCUCCCGGCAAGACAGCGGUCUGGAUUGUGAAGCGCCAGGGGCAGAAGCAGGGGGCUCAGGUUCCAUCAAAAGUCAGUCCAGACCGGGAGCACUGGUAUGGGUCAGAGGAGUUCCUGGCUCUCCCUGCUCAGCUCCGUAAGACUGAGAUGCUCGCUAUGAAACUGGAAAGUCUGGCUCAGUCCAUCCCACUGAGGCCUGGUGACUCUGCCCAGGAGGCUCUGCAGGAUGUAGAUGACUGGGAUUUGACGGAGCUCAACCCAGACUGGGACGCUGGGGACAACGUGAGCAGCGUAGGGGAGAGUGGGGACGACAUUCCUUCUCCUCUGCCACCGCUGCUUCCUUACCGACGAAACCUGGUCAGCCGCUUUAGCCCCACUUCCUCCAGUGAUAUAGCGCCCUCUGUGGGUGAAAGCAUAGAGUCUGGCCCACUAAGCGAUGUGCAGUCUGAAGAGGACGAGGGGCGGAGGUCUUCGGACUGCCACCUGCAGCUGACGGCGCCUCUGGCGGACGGACGUGGACGUGUGUCUCUGGUGCAGCAGCUGCUGGAGGACAUUCAGAGUCAGGACAAAGACCCUGACAUCUGGAAGAAGAUAGAGUGUUUCGUGCAGCAGUUGGACGGCUUCAUCUCGUGGCUUCAGGAGGCGCUGGACAGCACGGAGAACUGGACGCAGCCCAGACAGGAGCUGGACAGCCUGAGGGUGUACCUGGACACACACCUGAGUUUCAAGCUGAACGUGGACAGUCACAGCGCUCUGAAGGAGAGCAUAAUGGAGGAGGGAAAAGCACUGCUCACCGUCAUCACCUCUCACCAAUCAGGUCUGAAGGAUAUCCUCCAUAUGGUUUCCAGCCAAUGGGAUCAGCUGCAGCGGCAGAUCCGGCGCCAACAUGGCUGGAUGCUCCGCGCCCUCCGCUGCAUCCAGGCCCGCCUCCUCUACACCGGCCAAUCGCACGAGCUCUUCGCGGCCUCGCUGGACCCGUCAGCCAGUCAGCAGGCUGCGUGCCCGGCGGACGGCCUCAAGUCUGAGCUGAUCUCCAGUCAGUGUGAAGCCCAGCGAGCAGCCCUGGAGCAGAUGGCCAUCAAACUGAGCAGCCUGCGCUACCCCACCUCCACCAACAGGAGGCACUACAGUCAGCUGGCCAGGAGCAACAGUCUGCAGGAGUUUGAGGUCGAGUAUCAGGAGCUCUGGGAUUGGCUGAUGGACAUGGACGCCAUGGUAACGGAUAGUCACCAGCUGAUGAUGUCAGAGGAGCAGAGGCAUCACCUCUUCAAGAGCAGCCACGCUGAGCUGAUGAUGAUGGAGAGCAGGAAGACCAGCCUGCUGGGCCGGGCCGAGUCUCUGAAGAGGAGCGCCACUGAACUACCCAGCAACUUCCACUGCAAAAUACACAACCUGACGCACACAUGGAGCCAGCUGGAGAAAAUCCUCUCGGAGCAUUCAGGGCCCAGUUCCUCGCAGCAGAACCAGUCGGCCAACAUGAACUCCCUGCUGGUCGGCGGUCGAGGCGGCGCCGUGGAAAACCCUCGCUCGGCCCUCUCCCCGCUGACCAACUCGCUCCUGGAGCAGCUGGAGGCUCGUAUCAAAGAGCUGAAGGCGUGGCUGAGAGACACCGAGCUCCUCAUCUUCAACUCGUGCCUCAGACAGGACAAGGACGCCGCCGAGCAGCUGCAGAGCUUCAAGUCUCUGUGUUCGGAGGUGCGAGCCCGACGCCGAGGAGUCGCCUCGGUUCUGAAACUCUGCCAGAAGCUGCUGCAGCAGAGCCAGUCGGGCCCCAUGGCGGAGGUGGGCCCAGAGGCAGAGCAGCACCGGGAGGCCCUGCAGCUGCUGUCAAUCAACCUGGAGAGGAGGUGGGAGGCAAUCGUGAUGCAGGCGCUGCAGUGGCAGAACCGACUGAAGAGAGAGCUGGGAGAGCAGCAGGUUCCUGGGAACUUUCUUGAACCAGGUCUAGUUGACCUCCGCCAAAUCAGCUCAGCCCCAGUUGGUCCGGUGGCUCCGGCACCAGAUGACUCCUGGGAAUGGGAUGAAACGGAUAUGACAAUCACCGAACCAGAGCCACAAGAAGUACCAGAACCCGACCUUACGCACAACCUCCCCACAGAUGCACAUCUGCCUUCGGACGGCGUUGUGUCCAACGGGAAUCAACCAGACAGGGUUUGUCCUGAGAAUAUGUCCAAUGUGAUGAGAGGAUCAUCAUCAGAGGUCCAGCCCAGCGUGACCUCCCAAACUGCCCCCCCCAACAACAACAACAUCUACCAGGUGUACAACCUCCAUAAUGUGGAAUUAUACAGACAGCCUCAGUUUCCUCACAACUCUCCUCUGCACAAAACCAAAUCAGCAAAACGAAAACAACAGCUCCUGCUGAAGAGCCUGAGCAAGGACUCCUCGUUCUCCUCCAUCGAAUCCCUCCCAGACCUCCUGGGGGGUUUGAUGUCAAACAGCCGCGGAGGAGAUAGGAUCAUUGGAUACCAGGACGGGGAGAGUGAGAGGGAGGCUGGCAGAGGAAGCGGCCAGUCGGCGAACAGUCGUCGGUCAGAGUGCGAGAGCGGGAUUGUUAGUGAUACGGGAGACAUGGAGACGACAGCAAACUCUGAAAUCCAGGGAGAGGAGGAGGAUCGGGGGGAAGAGGAGGAAGAGGAGAAGGACAACCAGCAGAGGAAGAAUGAAACUGAUUUGGCUCUGCACAAAGAUGGCGUCACCAAGUACAACCAAAGAAUGAAGACAGAGGAUAGCAAGAAGGAGAAAGGAUGGAGGAGGGAUGAAAACAGAGGUGAGAACAGAAGAAACAGGGAGGAGGAGAAAAGGAGGAGACACAGGAGGGGAGGAGGGGAGGCGGUCGAGAUCCUAAUCAACGGCCGUGUUAUCCUGACCCCCGCAGACUCUGACUCUGACUUUGAGGCAGGGGACUCAGUAGGUCCCUCCAAGCCCAUCAUGUCCCACCAUGACAUCACAGAGUUCAAAGUUGAGCAGUUUAACGGUUUGGAGACUCCUGCUCUGAGCCGCCGGGCGUCGAGUCCAGUAUUAUCUCAGGGCUCCUCUCUGGAGUCUCUGCUGGCUCUGGGUGUGGAGUUAUUCCCCUCCAAAGACCCGCUGCAUCGUAGCGCCUCUUUGGAGAGCUGCCUCGCCCCGAGUCGCAACACUGAAGAGGAGACCGGGGGCAGCUUGGCCAACCUCGGGGUGCUGGACCUGGGGCAGAGCAGAGAGGUGGAUGGAGGUGAACCAGGAAGCGUUGAAAAUGUGGGAGAACCAUCCUCUGGGGAGCUGAGCCGAAGAACCCUUGAUCUCCUCAAACGCCUGGAGAACAUUCAGAGUCCUCUGGCGGCGAAGAUGACCCGCAGUGUUUCUGACAUGACGCUUCGGAGCAGCUCCCCGCAGCGGAGCCACCUCCCCACCUCCCCUUCUCUUGGUGGUCGACACACACCCCUCUCUGGGAUUUCAGGCUCUUCACGGAAAGGACCUCCAUCCAUGAUCAACGAGAGCUCAGCAACAGCAUCACUGACGGAGCUGAGCAGUACCGAGGACUCGUCUCUGGGGUCUGAAGAUUUCGCCAUGCUCAGAAAUCAACGGCGCCUCUUCCUCGAUCCCACCAUGGCAGCAAAUGCCAACUCAGGCUCUUAUAGGAAACGUGGCCACGGAAACAGCCGAGGAGGGCAAGGGAUGGAUGAAGCAGAUGCCGCGAGUCUGAGCAUGGUGGUGAACGUGUCUUGUACAUCAGCAUGUACAGAUGAAGACGAGGACGACAGCGACCUCCUGUCCUCCUCCACGCUCACACUCACCGAGGAGGAGCUCGGCGUGCGGGACGGAGAGGAUGAAGAGGAGGAGAGGCUGAGCGGCGCCUCCUCUGGUAACGAGGACGACGAAGAUGACGAUGAAGAAGAGAUGGAGGGCUCUUACGUGCUGGGGCUGGAGUACAUGAAGAGGGAGCUGCAGAGUUGGAUCCGAUCUCCUCGCACCUCCUCCUCCUCCUCCUCUAAAACUGAGGCAGGGCUCCGGGAUGAGCUGCAGUGUGGAACCCACCUGUCCUCCACCUUCACCACCUCCUCUCAGAACAAGGAGCAGCACUGCUUCCUAAACCGCUCAGCUGCAAAAUUAAUAGAAAGCAACACUAACAGCAGCAACAACACAACAAAAAGAGACAAGAAAGAACAGGAGGAAGAGGAGGAGAACAGGAGGAACGCAACAAGAAGCUACAUCAGCCAGUUUGUAGACGACGUGGAGAACGGGAAUGUGGACCAGAGCUGUCUGAAAGGGAAAGACGAAGAUGAUGAGCUCCUCAGAGAGGAGUCCAGUGUGUUUACAAAGAAAGGAGAGUCAGUGAGAGAAUCGUACGUGUUCACCAAAACAGGAGAGUCAGUUCGAGAUGUCGCUGAAUUGAUCGUGAAAAAAGAAUCAAACUCAACGAAGCAGCUUUCCUCCUCACCAACCUGUGAACUCCUCCCAUUUACAUCCAAACGUGCUUCCUCCUUGGUGGGACAGCUGCGUGGAGAGUUGCCCUGCCACAGCUCCUCCCUCCCCUCGCCUCCCUCCCUCUCGCCAGUUGAGGACUGCAGAUCCCACGAUGCCUUGCACAACGGCAGGGCAGCUGCUGGCGGGAGGAAGGCCAUCACCAUUCAGGAAAAGUUCAAGUUCUCAUCUUUUGUGACAGAGGAGACGAGGAGGGAGGUCAGGGACAAAGAAUCAUCGCUGCCUCCCAAAAAACGACACAGCUCUCACUCAUCCUGCUGCAACCACCUUCCCUCUCCCUCCUCCCUCCAUCCACGCAGCAUAGACGAAGGCAAGAAAGAGAACGUGCACGACUUUGUGAUGGAGAUUAUUGACUUGACCUCACUGGCGCUGAAGAGCAAAGAGAAUCAGCCUGAAGAGCCGAACCAGGCUGAGACCAGCGGGUCCAAUCCAGACCAAGGCCCUGCAUCACUAACACAGAUCAAAGACAAGGUGCUCGAACACUCCCACCGGCCGCUCCACCUCCGUAAGGGAGACUUCUACUCCUACCUGUCUCUCUCCUCCCAUGACAGCGACUGUGGCGAGGUCAGUCAGUGCUCCGAGGACAAGAGCUCCACUCCGGCGCCCUACAGCAUCCCGUCUUACACCACGCCAACACAAGGCCUCCACAGCCCGAGCCCCGAGCUGUUCACAAGCACCAAACAGCAAAUAUCAACCUCCAACUCAGCCCAGUCCUCCAAACGCUCCUCUCCCGUCCUCGACUCCAGGAGCAACCUCUGUGCUCUUGAUUUGAAGUCAGCUAACGGUGCUGCUAAUGGUAGCCACACUGAAGAGCCCACAAGCCCCUCUCUGUCCCUGCCCCCGAGUCCCGACAUCAGGGAUGAGGAGACCCUGUUUGCGGCCUGCACAGAGGAGGUUUACCUGGGCCCACCUCUCUGCUACAGCAUGAUGCUCACCAGGAAACCACGGAGGUACCUGCUGAAGGAGAAUCUGGAGGAUUUGUCUUCACUGGACCCUGGCUACAAACUGAACACCGGUCUAACGUACUCGCCUUGUUCAGAACCAAGUGAUAGGUGUCAAUAUUUGCCUCAAGAGGGGCCCAAUUCCCAACCAGGUGACAGUAAGAGCCACUUGUCUCCCUCAGAGGAGUCUGUGUUGGAUAGAAACCAGGACCACGUGUACUUUCAAGGGUCCAGUCCCUCAGUGACAACAGAGGAAACACAGAGCUGCUUCUCCUCUCUCCUGGAGCCUUGUUACAGCUCUUUUUCCACCUCCUCGCCCUCAACGACCAUCUCUGCCUCCCUCCAGGGGCCCGACUCCAAACCAAAAGAUGAAACCCCUUCCUCUCCUCCUCCUGUGUCCUCCGGCGCCAAGGAAGAGAAGCGAGGUGAGGACCCGUACCUCCUCUGUGAUGUCGCUGGAAGAGAAGUCGCGGUCGCUGUGAGUGUCAGUGCGCCGCAGGAGGAGAGGAGUCGUAAUGAGGGGCCUCCUUAUCUUAAUCCCUGGGCGCGUGUCGCCCCGAUAGACUCCUCCGCAGCCGAAUGUUUGGCAGAUACUAAAACGCUUGAAUCCAAUAUGGGCGCCGUAAUGACCAAGAUAAGUGUCUGCAGCUCCGCUACAAAUCCCUCAAAAGAGCCAGCCGCCACGCGUAUUAAUCCCAAAAUUAACUGCUCGGCGAUGAGAGAGGCAGAUAGGGAGGAGGAGGAGAGGCGAGGAGAGGGGGAUACUCGGCGGGUGAAGCAGGAGGAGAAGGGGAGAAGAGGGCGGAGCGGCUCGCAGCAGGACGCAAAGACAGUGGCUGCAAAGCAGGUGAGCUCUCAGUCAGCUGUCAAUCACUCCACCAGAGCAGCACAGGGGCGGAGCCAGGCCUCAGUGAGACACCCCACCUCAAGGACAGGGAUGGUUAGAAGGCUACCUGUGUUGGGAGCUGGAACCUCCAGGAUCCAGCUGUAAGGGAGCUGUCUCCAUCUCCUCCCCCCGCUGAGCUGAUCUCUCCUCUGGGCUUCAUCUGUCCGGCUGUCUCCUCUCUGCUUCUGGAGCUUUUCACACGUCUGAUCUCUCGAGUCUCACGGCUGUAACUGAACUGAUUUUAAAGGACUGGACUGAACACUCAUCUGGUCGUGUCAGGGUGACCUUCAAGUUGAUUCUCAGUUGAGGAUGAUACAGUACAUGCUGUGAUCUGAGUCUGCUUUCAGGGUUGAACUGUCCAAUAGGUUUCAGAUUGAUUAUGAAGCAGCUUUUAGAGUUUGGCUGCGCAUAUUAUGUAGAAUUUACUUCAAGAUGCAGCUUCAGCGUCAUUAAGUGGAAGAUUUUAAGAGUUAGGAGGAAAAUAAUGUAGUGAAAUUAUAUCCAACAAUUAAAAUGUGAUUAUCAAAUUAUUAGAAUUAAAAACGGAGUGAAGCAGAACAUUGAGCGUAAAAUCAGGUUGAGUGAAUAUUUCACUAAUGACUCACAGGUCAGAUAUUUACAUGUUGUAUAAGAUUGAUAAACUUUCAACAAUACAAAAUGGCAUUUUCAGUCUGAAUGAAGGCAACCCAGAAUCAGCUUCAUCUUCUUCUUCUUCUUCUUUUUUUAGCUUGUUUUGAUGUGUCAUGGUUUGAUCUACAGCACACGUUAAAUAAAUAGGGAUUUACUCAUGACACUUGAACUGUUAAACUGUACCAAUGCAUUAAGUCACAACUGUCCAACAUUUGAAGAAGGACAAAUAAAGCACUGAGGUUUAUUAGUGUGAGGAGGGUGUGGGUGUGACUGGAAUCAUCUGGAUGCUACAGCUUUCUAUACACUCUGUCUUCCUUUGUGUAGUUCCUUAUUUAGGCUACAUUCUGUUGUUUACUGGAGGCUGGUUUCAUAAAUAUAUUUUGGACUGGUCUAACCAAGGUAGUCUGGUUCUAUGUUUGCUCUUAAAUUCAUCUAAUGUGAGUUAGACAAAAAUAAAAAGUACAUUUUAAGCCACAAAGAGACGGCCACUCCAGACCAAUCAGAGCUUUCUUUGGCUAGAUGAAGAAUGAGGACAUUAUCCUGCAGCAACCAUAAAAAUAGCAACAGGAAAAUGGUGACAAGCAUAGUUGAGAUCAGCUGUUGUAGUAAUUGGACUUACAGAAAUUCUUUUUCAAUCAUACAUUGUGGAUACUGAGACAUUUUUCUGAAAUCUGACAAGCGCCAGAUUUAAGUUUGUCUUUUCUUUUUCAGCCAUCACAGAAUAUUGUUUUCUGUAAUAUUAUGGAGCUACCUCAGUAUUAUUCUGCCACCAUUGGAAGACACACACACAUCUUUGGCCAGUUUGCAUGACUUCAUACUGUAUCUCACCUUUUGUGCUGCAGUUGUGAACACCCUGUUAUCUUAUAAACACACUGUUAAACAGUUUGCUGCAGUGUCGUAGCACAAGUAGCAUGUGAUGUCCUAAAACUUAAAACUCAGUCUGUGUCUAUAGAUAAGGUCAGUAUUCAUAUUAUUGUGGUGUGACUUGGUUCAGCAGUAGGUCUAUUCACAGUUGUAGCUGUGGUAGAAGUUUACCAUCCUGCUGCAUCAGCACCAGCCUGUGAGUUAUGACUCAGUAGGUAAACUGUAAUAUCUGCAUCACACAACCACAGAGCCUCUAUAAUCUGAAGAAAGCAAACUAAAUUUGUUGAAGCUAUCAUCAAGAAACACUUAAAGGGUGGGAAGAACUUUGUGUUAACAGGUAUGAAGACAUCUAGUUAUCAUUUACAAAUGCAUUGUCACUGUUGAGAAAAUACACAAGACUGUAGAAAUUAAGUUAGUGUUAAUAAAAGCUACAAAUACUAAAACUGGUAGAGGAUCCACAUUCACAUCAGCAUAACCAGCUUUGUUAUGAUCAAACACAAGUUUACAAGACAUGUAGACACCAAUAAGUUGUAUCACCCUGUAUUUAUUGAAGCUAAAACAAAAACAAAAA
Lates calcarifer (barramundi perch) is the source of this 10660-nucleotide messenger RNA. RefSeq names its product A kinase (PRKA) anchor protein 6 (gene akap6). NCBI's taxonomy places the organism in Eukaryota, Metazoa, Chordata, Actinopteri, Centropomidae. The record is from RefSeq and is a predicted model, not a curated record.